This is a messenger RNA of Dendronephthya gigantea, 610 nucleotides long. Its product is annotated as ATP synthase lipid-binding protein, mitochondrial-like. Gene Ontology annotation, molecular function: proton transmembrane transporter activity. The transcript has 5 exons. NCBI's taxonomy places the organism in Eukaryota, Metazoa, Cnidaria, Anthozoa, Malacalcyonacea, Nephtheidae. Gene Ontology annotation, biological process: proton motive force-driven ATP synthesis; proton transmembrane transport. The record is from RefSeq and is a predicted model, not a curated record. Bases 68 to 478 code for a protein of 136 amino acids.
CGAACUUCCUCCUGGUUCACUUUUUUGUUGGAACUGUGUGAUAUUUGGUGAAAAAUCUGUAGAAAAUAUGUACAGUUACAGCAAGUUAGGUUCGCCGGUUUUAAGGGCAAUUGUUGGAAAUGGCCGGCUUACGACCAUGCGCAACGCUAGUCCAACACUUGCUAAGACCUGUGUGGCUGUUGUAAACCCAUCAUUUGAAAGCAACAAUAUGCUUGCAACAAGAUCAAUUCAAACAAGUGCUAGUGUUAGAGAUGUCGAAACAGCUGCUAAGUUCAUUGGAGCUGGUGCUGCCACAGUUGGAUGUGCAGGCAGUGGAGCUGGAAUCGGAACUGUGUUCGGCAGUCUUAUAAUUGGCUAUGCGAGAAAUCCAUCGCUGAAACCACAGCUGUUCUCCUACGCUAUUAUGGGUUUCGCCUUAUCAGAAGCGAUGGGGUUAUUUUGUCUUAUGAUGGCCUUCCUUAUUCUCUUUGCUCUGUAGACGAAAUGGAAAUAUAGCUAUAGACGUUAUAACCAUUAGCCAUGUUUAAAUAUGAUCGUGUUGACAAUAAGAUAAAUCUAACAAUUACUAGGUUUGAAAGUGUUUGGCUAAUAAAAUGUUUGUUUUAAAUUA